Messenger RNA from Oikopleura dioica, 1521 nucleotides. The record is from the annotation of a GenBank genome assembly. NCBI's taxonomy places the organism in Eukaryota, Metazoa, Chordata, Appendicularia, Copelata, Oikopleuridae.
AUGAUCGAGGAAGGCUUUGGAGAAUAUCAAUGGAUUGUGAUAGUCGCUUUCGUUGUCGCCUUUUUGUUGGCGAUUUCAGUUGGUGCGAAUGAUGUUGCGAACCCGUUUGGAACCUCGGUGGGAUCGGGCGCGCUCACUCUUUUACAGUGUUUUGUUCUGGCCACGUUGAUGGAAACGUUGGGGGCAAUUACGAUGGGCGGCGCAGUCUCGGACACCAUAAGAAAGAAGAUCGUCAACGUUGACGCGUACAACGAAACGAGCUCAGAAGACAUAAAAAAGUUCCUUAUCGGACAACUCUCCGCGAUGUUCGGUGCCGCUGUCUGGCAGAUUAUUGCAUCAGUCUUAAAAAUGCCUGUUUCCGGAACUCACUCGAUUGUUGGUGCGGUUGUUGGCUUUGCGAUCAUUUCGAAAGGAGUGAUGGCCAUUCAGUGGUGGACCAUUAUCAAAAUUGUCAUUUCUUGGUUUGCAUCGCCUGUUCUCUCCGGCGUGCUAGCGAUCGCUCUCUACACGCUGGUGUCGAAGAUGAUUCUCCAAGCGGAGAAUCGCGUCUCCCGUGCAUGCACCUUUUUGCCAAUAUUCUACUCAGGUGUUGUUGGAUUCAACUGCUACUCUAUCAUGCGUACAAUGAACAAAAUUUACAAAUGGAGCGGUUCUUGCGACGACGAGGCGGAAGACAGUGAAGACGGCACUGGAUCUUUCUGCUUUCGGGAGUGGCACUUCAUCACCAUCGCAUUUUCUGUAAUGGCCAUGGUUUAUAUCGUCAUUCGCUGCCUAUAUAUUCCCCGAAUCCUGCGUAAAAUCAAUGCGCUCAGCAAGAAUCUAUGCCCCUCUCCAUCUUCCUUCCAGAAAAUGGUUGCGAAGCUUGAGAAGAAGUUAGGACUCACUUUGGAUGCGGAAAUCAAAGAAGACGCAAUAGAGCCAGAAAAGAUACUGCUCGAGGAAAAGAAUUUUAUCAAUCCUGCAAAUGACGAAAAGCAAGACGGCUCUGAGACUCCUGAAAUGCAAAUUUGCUUCAAGGAACUUCAAGCGUUCUCAGCGUGUUUUGAUGCCUAUGCUCACGGAGGAAAUGAUGUUGGAAACUCUAUUGGCCCUGUAAUGGCCGUUUGGGCUGUGAUCCAAACUUGCCAAACGAUUGCUGGAUGUAAUAUCAACCAAACUGAACCACCUCAACUUUGGAUCAUUAUUUUUGGUUGCAGCGGUAUUAUCCUCGGCCUCUGGACCUUAGGAAAGCGGGUUAUACAGACAGUUGGAAAGGACAUCGCUUCAAUCACCCCUGCCCGGGGCUUUUCUAUUGACAUCAUGGCUGGAUUCACAGUUUUAUUUGGCUCGAUGCUUCAAAUUCCAUUGUCUACAACGCAUUGCAAGGUUGGCGCAGUUGUGGCCGUAUCCCUAGUUCAUGACCGAGCGAAUGUGUCAUGUGCAACCUUCAAAAAGAUCGCCAUGGCUUGGUUCGUGACCCUCCCUGUUUCGGCUGUCAUAUCUGCUUUAAGUUAUUAUUUUAUUUGCAUGUGGGUCUUAUGA